ACACGAUCAGCUAAAGGAAAUAGACCAAAAAAAAGACCCUAGAUCUAAAAAGAGUUAUAGAAUCCGCCGUUUCAUCAGGAACCCCACCCCCCGAGCAGUCAUCUUCUUCGACACACCCUUCACACGAAACUUAAGAGCUAAAGAAACCAGCUCGUUACAUCCUAAAAAUAUGAUCUCCUUCAGCACUUUAGACCCUUAGAGACAAAAAAGCUACAACAGCCGUAUAACUCCAAGAUAGACCCCUCCCCAUCGGAAUUCCAGCUUCUUCUUCAUUGGGAUACAAGACAAAACCCUAGAAGCCUAAGUAAAACAGGCUAAGCCUUAGCACACCCAGGACCUUUCUCAUUCACCUCACGCCAAACGACCCCAUUUCCCACAACUGGACGAAGCUUCACGCACACACGCACACGCUGAAAAUAGUGAGGAGUCCAAGAGCUCGUUUAACAUUCUUUUCCGGUGAGUCUCGAGUUUUUCUGGUUGAGUUUCGAUGACUAUUCUGCUGGUCCCUUGUCGAGGUUGAAUCCAUCUUGGAGCUCGUUUGCGAGAUCUGUUCAGCACUAGAUAUUGAAGUGUUGAGUUCGUCGAGGUCCGGUGCGUCGAGGUCGAUUUAGAAGUCCGUUCGAGCUCCCAUCGCCUGUCUGAGUUUUCAGUCGGUACCUCAUUUGAGUGUCACUUAUCUGUAUGCAGCAGAAGCAGAAGGGUGGUUGGUUUGUGGUUCUUAAACUGGUAACUCUUCCAUACAACGCAAGGUCAAAGAGCAAGGUAGUCAUGGCUAGCAAAGACUUGGGCACGAGAGUUGUUGACCGUCAAGGGGGUUUGUGGAGUUGGAGUCUGAAUUGAAAGAGGAGGUCCAAAGGAUGAAACAUCAGAUGGCAAAAAUGUAUCAGUGUUGGAUCAGGGGGCAUCCUCCACCUUCAUUCCCCACUAACUACACUGAAAACCCUGCAACUAUCCCACCACUAUCACAAGCCUAGGUUCCCACUGUUGUUGAUAUCUCCCCACAACCUUUUCACACUCCACCCCUCAAAAGCACAUCAUAUCUCGCUCCUUUGGCCACUCAUGCUCUUGUAGCUCCUCAUCCAGCUACUUUUCCUCAAUCCUCUAACGAGACUGUGCUCAAAGUCCCUGAUGCCCAACACUAUGCUCCAGAACCAACUUCCAAGGUUUCGGAUCCCUACUCUCACGCUUCUCAUUUUGAGCCUCCUGGUGAAGCUGAAAAGCCUGCUAGUAUAGUGGAUCAAGAUGAGAUAUCCAGGAAGGUGAAAAUCUUAGAGCAGUCUUUAAGAAACAUGCAAGGGAUAUGGAGCCAGAUGAGCGUGGCUUACAAAGACUUGUCCUUAUUUCCUGACAUCCAACUGCCUGCUGGUUUAAAGAUGCCGAAGUUUGAUUUGUAUGACGGACAUGGAGAUCGCGUAUUCCAUUUGAGAGGUUACUGCAGUAAGAUGAGAGGCGCCGGUGGGAAGGACAAAUUAUUGAUGGCAUAUUUCAGUCAGAGUUUGAGUGGGGCAGCUCUGGAGUGGUACACCCGCCAAGACGUUAGCAAGUGGUACAUAUGGGACGAUAUGGCACAGGAUUUUGCCCGGAACUUUCAGUACAACAUAGAAAUUGUCCCGGAUCGCAUGUCCCUCACCAAGAUGGAAAAGAAGCCUAAUGAAAGCUUUAGAGAAUACGGGCUCAGAUGGAGAGAGCAAGCUUCUAGAGUCAAUCCCCCGAUGGAAGAAAAAGAGAUGGUCGAGUACUUUAUUCAAGCUCAAGAGCCAACUUACUUUGGGCAUUUGGUCACGGUUGUGGGUAGGCCUUUCAAUGGUGUGGUAAAAAUGGGAGAAAUGGUAGAAGAUGGGUUGAAGUCGAGAAAGAUCAUGAGUUAUUUUGCAUUAAAAGCCACAACACAAGCAAUUCAGAAUGACACAGGAAGCUUGCUGGGUCAGAAGGAACACGAUGAUGUUGCCAUGGUUGUUUUAGAGUCACGACAUGGUCCAAAGGGUCCGUCUCACUAAUAUACCCAGCCUCAACUCCAACCCCAAACCUAUCCCCGAGCUCCACAUAAUCCACCUCAGUACUAUCCUCCGAGCAAUGUCCGAUCAUCUGUCCAACCACCAUGUCACUCCCUGUGGCAAGCGCCAGCACCAUGUAGCAUUCUCGCCUUCACAACAUUUUUUAGCACCCAACAACCCUAGAAAACAGAGGCAGAGAGGGGAACAAAGGCAAAGAAAUAGUUUCACACCAAUCGGGUAGUCCUACACAAGCUUGUUUGAAA
Messenger RNA from Nicotiana tabacum (common tobacco), 2257 nucleotides. The record is from RefSeq and is a predicted model, not a curated record. NCBI's taxonomy places the organism in Eukaryota, Viridiplantae, Streptophyta, Magnoliopsida, Solanales, Solanaceae.